This is a messenger RNA of Polypterus senegalus (gray bichir), 1550 nucleotides long. It is a transcript of the gene nhej1, whose product is annotated as nonhomologous end-joining factor 1. Bases 82 to 1068 code for a protein of 328 amino acids. Gene Ontology annotation, biological process: double-strand break repair via nonhomologous end joining. Gene Ontology annotation, molecular function: DNA end binding. Lineage: Eukaryota; Metazoa; Chordata; Cladistia; Polypteriformes; Polypteridae. The transcript is spliced from 8 exons. The record is from RefSeq and is a predicted model, not a curated record. Gene Ontology annotation, cellular component: DNA ligase IV complex; nucleus.
ACCCGAAAGUUUCCGUGGGAAUAGAGACAAGAGCGGACUGGAGUCUGGAGGCUGCGCGUGGAGCAUCCGAAGUUCGUUUGUAUGAGAAUGGAGAAAUCAGGGAACACAGCUAAGGUUCUACUAGAUCAGCCCUGGGUUCCUGUUGAGAUCUCUAGCACCCUUUUUUUGGUGAAAGUCAGCUUUGAGAAUACUGCCUAUCAGCUUUUGAUCUCUGAUUUGGACUUUGUCUGGUAUGAGUCAGUGGACACAAAUACUCUUGAACAGAGGGCCCAGGAGCUGAACCGACGGUUGAAAGCCUCAGUUGUUUCCUUCUUUCAACAGCUGUGUGCUAUUGCUCAGCCAAAGCUAGAGGGCCGUGAGGGGACUGAUAGUGCAGCCACUUUUUCUUGUGAGCGUUUUCAGGAUGGUUUGACUCUGCACAUGAAGAGUGAACUAGCUGGGGUUCCAUUUUACUGGAGGUUCAGCUGUUCACCUGCCUCUGUCAGAGUGAUUUGCCAGCACCUUGUGCGUCCUUUUCUGACAAUAAGCGGGUUCCUUCAAGAGCAAACAUUGGAGCUAGGUGCAUUGCUGAAAAGAAAAGAUGAUGAAAUACAGGACUACAAGGAAAAUGGUGCCGUGCUCAGUCGAGAUCGUUUGAAAACAGAAUUGUUCCAGCAACAGACAUUUAAUAAGCUUUUUUUCUUAAAGAAACUUCCUGAGAUGUGCGCUGUUCAGGACUGCAGAGGAUUCACCAGAGAAAUUCAAGAGCUGUAUGUAGCAGUGACAACAAUGGGGUCUCGGCAGAAGCGUAAGCAUGAGGACAAUGAAGGCACAAGUACUCAGGUUUCCCAGGAAGUAUCCAAAAGCAUCUCCACCCAAGCUGAACAGGCCCAGAAGACGCCAUCUGAACAUUUUACAGAAGAAAAGUGCAAAGAAGAAGGAGGAAGAACACAGUCACCUUUGAAAAAUGACACUAGAAAGGAGAUGACCAGGAAUAUGGGUGUUUCUUCCAUGGCAACUGCCACUCAGGCUUCAAGUCAACCUACUGCAAGACCUAAAAAGAAAUCAGCCAAAGGUCUUUUUCGCUAAUCCGCAUUUCCAGACUGAUCACAUUUUUAUUCACAGUUUUUAGACAUAAAUUUUUAUCAAUUAAUUAUGAGUUUUAAUCUUCAGAGACUCAUUUGGGACAUAAAUUGCAAAUUAUUUUAAAUAUUUGUUUUUAAUUUGUGUAGUGGCAAGGGUAUUUUUUAAUAUUCAAUAAAUUAUACUUUUACUCAAGAAAGGCUUGCAUUCCUCCUUCCCUUCUGCUGAAUGGCAGUAGUACACACAAAAUAAAUUGCUUUAUAUUAGAAUUGAAUGUGCACAUUAUCUGAAAAGUUGCAUACUGUUCCAUUAAUCUCAAAGUACUUACCUCAGAUGGCUCUGUUGUUCCUAGAAUGUCCACCCAAAGGUGCAGCAUCAAGGCAACAGAAAUAGAAAAUGGAUUGAUGUGGCACAAAUUCUCACCAUUCUCACAUGUGCUUUACAUAAAAUUGGAUUUUUUUCCAGUUAAAAUCAGCUUAUGGGUGUAU